Oncorhynchus keta (chum salmon) is the source of this 3114-nucleotide messenger RNA. It is a transcript of the gene sparta, whose product is annotated as spartin a. The record is from RefSeq and is a predicted model, not a curated record. The transcript has 8 exons. Gene Ontology annotation, cellular component: plasma membrane. NCBI's taxonomy places the organism in Eukaryota, Metazoa, Chordata, Actinopteri, Salmoniformes, Salmonidae. The coding region runs from base 226 to 2100 and encodes 624 amino acids. Gene Ontology annotation, biological process: cell division; negative regulation of BMP signaling pathway.
ACGACCCUCAACCUGUCAGCGUUUUGCGAAUGUCAGAUGUGCGUAUGUUUGGGGACAGCGAGACACAGCAGGAUAAGCGCACGUUGAUCCGAGAAAGAAAAACGUCUUUUUGAUAAAUGGCUACAAUGUUACUUCUCAUUAACUAACAUUGUCGUCUUAUUUCCAUUUCUGGAGUAGUUUGAAAUCACGGGUUUGCCGCUAAAGAUCUCCAGCCUGCAGUAAGACAUGUCGUUGACAGAGCCAGCAGAGUUGCUGCUGAUAAGGGACCAGUAUGACCGUGCAUUGGAGUGUCUGACCAGGGGCCUGGCGGCUGACCAGGCAGGGCAGGGGCCCCAGGCCCUGGAGCUGUACAGGAGGGGCCGGCAGCACCUAACCCUGGGCCUGGAGGUCCCUACCAGGGAGCCACAGAACCAGGGAGCCCCCUGGGACACGGCCAGGCAGUUGCAGCAGAAGAUGAGGGAGACUCUAACUAACAUCAGCACCCGACUAGCAAACAUGGAGACAGCAGGGGUGGGGACGGCGGGCCAGGGAGGCCCAGCGUUGGUGGAUCUAGUGGAUCUCUCUUCCCAGUGCCUCUACCCCACCCUGGGGCCAUUGGUGCCGCUGCCUGGUUCCUCCAACCCCCAUCUCUACCCCACACUGCCACCCGGGGCUACCCCAACAGACAGCCUCUCUGCCGGGGCUACAUGCAUCACCAUGGCCCCCUCCCUGCCCAUCCUCCCUGCCCUGUCCCUGGGGCUCCCAGGAGAGCAGCCCCCAGCCUACACCCCCCGGCCCACCGACGGGCACCACAGCCUGGCUUAUAGCCCAGCCGGAGGAGGGGGUCUGGGGCUGGGGGGGCAGAUGGUGGGGGGACCUCCACAGCCCGAGGGAGGGGUAGGGGGGGACGGAGAGGAGCUUUUGUUCCUCCCUCGGGGGGUGCAGAUGUUUUUCGUGUCGUCAGAUGGCCAGGUGAGCGCCCCAUCGUACCCGGGUUAUCUACACAUCAUCAGGUUCAGCAGCCAGCUCAAAGACAACGGAGGAGCAUCAGCCUUCCUACACGUGAGGAAACCACGUGUGUGUGACUGGCUGUACCCCCUGACUCCAGACACCCCAGUGCUUCUGUCUACCUCUGGGAUCUUUAUGUUUCCUGACACCAUGGCGGGGAUACCCGGGUCCUACGUAGGGGUUGUGCUGUCCUCUGAACUGCCUGCAGCAGACGGACAUGCCUUUCAGGACCUCCUCUCACAACUCACUGAGCUACGGGUACAGGCUCCAGAGGAGGGGGCAGGUUCAGAGAUCAUGAACCUGAGUGAGAAGGUUCCCAUUGGUCCCCCUGUGGAGGGGGCGGGAGCAGGGACAGGGGAAGAAGAACUCCCCCUACCUGAAUGGAGCGAGAAGAUGUCCCAAGGCAUCCUGGCAGGUGCAUCGUGGCUGAGUAAAGGGUUUGUGCGUGGAGCGGAGGCCACAGGUAAGGCCAUCCAGAAAGGAGCGUCUAAGCUGAGAGAACACAUCACCCCAGAGAACGUCCCGGCUGAGGUCAGCCCUGGUGUUACCAAGGGCCUGCACCACGCUAAACAGGCCACCGGGGGCGCUGUUCGCGUCAGUCAGUUCCUGGUGGACGGAGUGUGUACCGUAGUAGGCUGUGUGGGGGAGAAGCUGGCUCCGCAUGUAAAGAAACAUGGCAGUAAACUUAUCCCUGAGUCCAUGAAGAACACUAAAGAUGGCCGCUCCAACCUGGAUGGCGCUAUGGUGGUGGCAGUCAGCAGCAUAAAGGGUCUCUCCGCUAUGUGGACUGGUUUGGAAACUGGAGCUAAGAACAUCUGCAAGAGUGUCACUUCUGAGACGGUCAUGACCGUGAAGCAUAAGUAUGGCGAUGACGUGAGCAAAGCCACAAACACGGGCAUCCAAUCAGUGAUCAACGUGGGCGUGGCCGCGUUCAACGUGGACAACUUGGGUAUCAAGGGUGUCCUGAAGACUGCCGGAAAACAGACCGCUAAAGCUGUGGUCAAAGAGCGAAACAAUACCCCGCAGGUCGCAGUCGGAGACCACAACCACAACGGAGGACCAGAGGAGAAAGAGAUGUGGGAGAGGAAGAAGGAUGAGGAAGACAAGAAAUAGAUGUCAUACUCAUUUAUGUGGCUCUUGUCUAUUUGGCCCCUAUACAUUUUAGCCCCGAUAUCUUUAAGCUGUGUUCAUAGGCCCCUAUAUCUUAAGAACCACUCUGUGUGCUAAUAGGCCGCUAUAUAUUUUAUCCCCUCUCUGUGUUCAUAGGCCCCUAUAUAUUUUGGCCCCUCGGUGUGUCAAUAGGCCCUAUAUCUUUAGGCCCCUCUCUGUGUUCAUAGGCCCCUAUGUUUUAUAAGCCCCUCUGUGUCAAUAGGCUGUGAUAUAUUUUAUCCCCUCUCUGUGCUAAUAGACUCAUAUAUUUUGGCCCUCUGUGCUAAUAGACUCAUAUCUUUUGGCCCCUCUCUGUGCUAAUAGACUCAUAUCUUUUGGCCCCUCUCUGUGCUAAUAGACUCAUAUAUUUUAGCCCUCUCUGUGUUCAUAGACUCAUAUCUUUUGACCCUCUCUGUGCUAAUAGACUCAUAUCUUUUGACCCCUCUGUGCUAAUAGAGUCAUAUCUUUUGGCCCUCUCUGUGUUCAUAGACUCAUAUCUUUUGGCCCCUCUGUGCUAAUAGACUCAUAUCUUUUGGCCCUCUCUGUGUUCAUAGACUCAUAUCUUUUGGCCCCUCUCUGUGUUCAUAGACUCAUAUCUUUUGGCCCUCCCUGUGUUCAUAGAUCUGAAUGGGGUAAAUGCUGUACAUGUAAGAAUCAUGGUGAUAGCUCUUCACUGCCUCCAGUUUGCAAAAAGGAGCUUGCAUCAUAUUGUUUUUAAAUCUCUCCAGACCUUUCGCUGUAGGUUGAAGUUGCCCCUAAAAGCUGAUCUUGGGUGCUGUUUUGUACCCCCCCCCCCACCUGUCCAUUAUGUUCCAUCUCACCUUACUGUAUGUAGACUACUUAACUGUUCAUUCCUCUGAAUGUUGGAGCCAUAUUAAAUGAAGGAUAUAUUUCAUAGAAUGUGUAAUAUAUAACAUAUUUGUAUCUGUGACAAAAUAUACCAAUAUAUCAAUGACACUGUUGUUGAUUUUCUCUGUG